This is a messenger RNA of Triticum turgidum subsp. durum (durum wheat), 1131 nucleotides long. NCBI's taxonomy places the organism in Eukaryota, Viridiplantae, Streptophyta, Magnoliopsida, Poales, Poaceae. The record is from the annotation of a GenBank genome assembly.
AUGGUCGACGUUUACCACCGGCCGCCGCUCCCGCACGGCCUCCCGCGCCAUCCUUACCACGCUGCCGGUCUUCGCCGGCUCUCCACCCGCGCCUCGGCACCCAGUAGCCCGGCUCCUCCAUCUCCCUCCGCGGCGGCGCCGGCCUCCGCCUCGGUGGUUCUCGCUCACCUCGCUGCGGCCGGGGUGCCCGUCCUCCCGGGCCUCUCCGCAACCGAGCUUGCCCUUGUGGAGGCCGCGCUCGGCGGCGUCCAGCUCCCGCCCGACCUCCGCGAGCUCCUGGCGGUGGGCGUGCCCUCGGGGGACGACUUCCCGCACUACCGCUCGUCCGCUGGGCUCCGCCUCCUCCGCUUCGUCGCGCAAGAGGUCCCCGCCGCCGUCGCCGCGACGCUGCCCCUCGCCCCCGGCCGACGCGCUGGGAGGCCUCCGCCUCCCCUCGUCCCGCUCUGCGGCCGUCAUUACGUGCCGGCGACGCCCUGCCUGGUGGGGAACCCGGUGUUCCACGUGUCCGACUCCGGCGUGACGUUCGCGGGCGCCAACGUGGCCGACUUCCUCCUGCGCGCCUUCGCCGCCGAGGCCGAGCCGCCGCCGCUCCGGCGCCAGCUGUCCGCGCCGGUGACGCCGUCCCCCGCGACGCCCUCGAACACGGCGCGCCGGAGCCUGGACUCGGUCACCGGCAGGGCUCCGCGCUGGAUCGAGUUCUGGAGCGACGCCGCCGCGGCCGGGGACCGUUUUCUUGAAGUCGUCCCCACGCGCGCUACGACCACGAACACCACCUCGGCGCCAGAGCCAGAGUGGCUGCGGCGCAGCCUAGAGCAGGCAGGCUCCGCGCUGACGCGCGGCGGGUGGGACGACGGCGACGUGGAGGAGAUGACGGGUCCCAACGGCGAGGCGAACGUGGACGUGGCAUUGCCGCUGACGGUGGACCGGUGCUGCGGGGAGCUGAGGAGGGGACGGUGGGGCGCGGAGGAGGUGGUGGAGAUGCUGGGGCCGCUGCUGGGACCGAGCAGGAAGGCGCGGCGGGCGGCGGCGGCGCUGCCGCCGGACGUGGCUGCGCGGGUGGGGCGGCUGGCCGAGGCGGUGUCGCGGGCGGUCGGGCCCCGUGGCCGAUCGAAACCCCCGAGGCCAUUUUGA